Menidia menidia (Atlantic silverside) is the source of this 1120-nucleotide messenger RNA. Lineage: Eukaryota; Metazoa; Chordata; Actinopteri; Atheriniformes; Atherinopsidae. The record is from the annotation of a GenBank genome assembly.
GCCGAUUGACACGAAAAUGGACCAAGUGGUAUGAGCUCAUGGGUUCCUUCUCCGCUGUGAUUGGCUGUUUACUUUAUUAUAUACUCUCCUCGCGCCUUUCCUCUUCCUCUUUCUUUCACGCGACCCUCGAGCACAGUAUCACCUUGUCUUUAAACCAGCUGUUGAGCGAUCCUUGGUAGCACUGUCAAGAUGCCCAGGGAAGACAGGGCCACGUGGAAGUCCAACUAUUUUAUGAAAAUCAUCCAACUUCUGGAUGACUUUCCAAAAUGUUUCAUCGUGGGGGCAGACAACGUGGGCUCCAAGCAGAUGCAAACCAUUCGCAUGUCUCUGCGUGGAAAAGCCGUGGUGCUGAUGGGUAAAAAUACCAUGAUGCGCAAAGCCAUCCGUGGCCACCUGGAGAACAAUCCUGCUCUGGAGAAGCUCCUGCCUCACAUUAAAGGCAAUGUGGGCUUUGUCUUCACCAAAGAGGAUCUGACUGAGGUCAGGGACAUGCUGCUGGCUAAUAAGGUACCAGCAGCUGCCCGUGCUGGAGCCAUAGCUCCUUGUGAUGUGACGGUGCCAGCUCAGAAUACUGGACUGGGUCCCGAGAAGACCUCUUUCUUCCAGGCUCUGGGUAUCACCACCAAAAUCUCCAGGGGAACCAUUGAAAUCCUGAGUGACGUCGGUCUGAUCAGGACUGGCGACAAGCAGGUGUAUGACAACGGAAGUGUUUACAGCCCUGAGGUGCUUGACAUCACAGAGGCUUCUCUGCAUGCCAAAUUCCUGGAGGGUGUGAGAAACAUUGCAAGCGUGUGCCUGGAGAUUGGUUAUCCCACUUUGGCCUCCAUUCCCCACUCUGUCAUCAAUGGGUACAAGAGGGUCCUUGCUGUUGCUGUGGAGACUGACUACUCUUUCCCUCUGGCAGAAAAGGUCAAGGCCUACCUGGCUGACCCGACUGCAUUUGCUGCUGUAGCAGCACCGGCGGCAGCAGCUGCAGUGACCGCUGCAGCUCCGGCUGCUAAGGAAGAGGUCAAGGAAGAGUCUGAGGAAUCCGAUGACGACAUGGGCUUUGGCCUGUUUGACUAAAAGUACAGCAAACGGAACAAACUUGUCAAAACCGUGAUUCAAUAAACUGAUGACA